AUGGAAGAUUGUGGCAUGGUUGCUGCAGAUUGUGUGGUCAUUUCAUGUUGCUGUCAAUGCUUGAUCCUGCAAAUCACCAUCUUCAUCUUGUUCAAGCUUCCUUGCAAGCUGAUAAAAAAGACAAGAGACUACACCAUGAAGAAGCUUCAGCAAAGAAAGAGGAAAGAGAUUGUAGUGGAAAGUCAAGGAGAAAUAGUACUAGAUCCAUUCAAGGAUGACUUUCUAAGUAUUCUUGGAGAGUCCAUAAGGCCCAUAGAGGCAGGCCAUAGUUGCAGAUGUUGCAUGGAGGAGGUGGACAAGGUGCUGCAGGAGUUAUCUCAGAGAGGAGAGUUUGGAUUUGGAAGCUUUUGGGGUAGAAGAGAAAUGGGUCGUUCCCCAAUUCAUCAUUCAGCAGAAGAUGAUCAAUUUGACAGUAGAUUUGUGCAGUUUCAAUUGAUUGAAAUGGUUGGCUCUGUCAGUUAUUGA
Prunus armeniaca (apricot) is the source of this 465-nucleotide messenger RNA. NCBI's taxonomy places the organism in Eukaryota, Viridiplantae, Streptophyta, Magnoliopsida, Rosales, Rosaceae. The record is from the annotation of a GenBank genome assembly.